Messenger RNA from Saccoglossus kowalevskii, 1112 nucleotides. RefSeq names its product splicing factor U2AF 26 kDa subunit-like. Gene Ontology annotation, cellular component: U2AF complex. Gene Ontology annotation, biological process: mRNA splicing, via spliceosome. NCBI's taxonomy places the organism in Eukaryota, Metazoa, Hemichordata, Enteropneusta, Harrimaniidae. Gene Ontology annotation, molecular function: RNA binding; metal ion binding. The record is from RefSeq and is a predicted model, not a curated record.
UCUCAACAUGGCCGAGUACUUGGCGUCGAUUUUUGGUACCGAAAAAGACAAAGUAAACUGCUCCUUCUAUUUUAAAAUUGGAGCAUGUCGGCAUGGCGACCGUUGUUCUCGUCUCCAUAAUAAACCUACCUUCAGUCAAACAAUUGUAUUAUUGAAUGUUUAUCAAAAUCCACAGAACAGUGCACAGACUGCAGAGGGCACUCAUUGCUUAGGAGAUAUUGCAGGAUUACAUCGUACAGUUAAGGGCAUGAGUGAUGUGGACAUGCAGAAGCAUUUUGAUGAUUUCUUUGAAGAGGUGUUCACUGAACUUGAUGACAAAUAUGGAGAAAUUGAAGAAAUGAAUGUAUGUGAUAACAUUGGAGAUCAUCUCGUAGGCAAUGUGUAUGUUAAGUUUCGUAAUGAGGAAGAUGCUGAGAAAGCUGUGAAUGAUCUUAAUAAUCGUUGGUUUAAUGGUCAGCCAAUCAGAGCAGAGUUGUCUCCAGUGACUGAUUUUAGAGAAGCUUGUUGUCGACAGUAUGAAAUGGGUGAAUGUACCAGGGGAGGAUUCUGUAACUUCAUGCACUUAAAGCCUAUAUCUCGUGAACUCCGCCGAGAACUCUAUGGAAGACGUGUCAGAACAAAAAAGAGGUCGCGUUCUCGGGAUCGCAAGUCAAGGUCUCGCAGUCGUGAGAGGUCACGUCGGUCCCGCAGCAGAAGUCGUGAUAAAAGGCGAUCUCGUAGUCGUAGUAAAGAUAAAGAUCAUCGGAGCCGUAGUAGAGAACGAUCAGGGCGUUUUUAGAAAAUUGAUUUUUGUGUUCUAUCGAUUGUUUGUCGUUUAUUUUGGUAAAGUUUGUUAUAUGAUUUGUCUUCAUUAUUGCCAGCUGUUCCUUCGAGAAAUGACAGAUUUAGAUCUACUUGUAUUACAUUUCUAGAUUACAACAUUAUUUAAAUUUUUGAAAAAUGCCUCGGUCACCACCAAUUAUGUUUUUUACUUGUGUUGUAUAUGUCGCAUUUGACCCAGGGCUCCCACUACCUAUUUGUCAAUUCAUCAAAAACUAAAUUUAUUGGUAAGAUGCAAAACAAAAUUAAUUUUGGCUAUCUGAAAUGGAUGACAAAACAGUGACUUGAUGACC